Molecule: messenger RNA, 1796 nt
Organism: Brassica rapa (field mustard)
Lineage: Eukaryota; Viridiplantae; Streptophyta; Magnoliopsida; Brassicales; Brassicaceae
Product: glutamate-1-semialdehyde 2,1-aminomutase, chloroplastic
Biological process (GO): tetrapyrrole biosynthetic process
Cellular component (GO): chloroplast
Molecular function (GO): transaminase activity; glutamate-1-semialdehyde 2,1-aminomutase activity; pyridoxal phosphate binding
Source: RefSeq, a predicted model, not a curated record
UUACAAUUGAUUGAAUUGGAGUAACCGGGUCGGAUCCCACCCGGUUUAAACAUAUAAAAAACGCUAUCGCCUUCCUUAUCUUGUUGACUCUCUCUCUCUCAAAAACAAAACACCCACCAACUCCGACCACGAGAGCAAAAGAUGUCGGCGACGCUUACAGGAUCAGGAACAGCUCUGGGCUUCUCAUGCUCCUCGAAGAUCUCUAAAAGAGUCUCUUCUUCCCCACUCAACCGAUCCUCCAUCAAAAUGUCAGUCUCUGUCGACGAGAAGAAGAAAAGCUUCACUCUUCAGAAAUCCGAGGAAGCUUUCAACGCCGCCAAGAAUCUGAUGCCUGGAGGUGUGAACUCCCCUGUCCGAGCCUUCAAGUCCGUAGGUGGACAACCUGUUCUGAUUGAUUCCGUUAAAGGCUCAAAGAUGUGGGACAUUGAUGGUAAUGAGUACAUUGACUAUGUCGGAUCUUGGGGACCAGCUAUAAUCGGCCAUGCUGAUGAUGAGGUUCUUGCGGCUUUAGCUGAGACGAUGAAGAAAGGAACAAGCUUUGGCGCUCCUUGUCUCUUAGAGAACGUUCUAGCCGAGAUGGUUAUAUCAGCUGUUCCCAGCAUUGAGAUGGUUCGGUUCGUUAACUCCGGAACCGAAGCUUGUAUGGGUGUGCUUCGUCUCGCCAGAGCCUUUACCAACAAAGAGAAGUUCAUCAAGUUUGAAGGGUGUUAUCACGGUCACGCCAACGCCUUCCUCGUUAAAGCUGGUAGUGGUGUAGCCACUUUAGGACUACCUGACUCGCCUGGUGUACCUAAAGCGGCUACUUCGGAUACUCUUACAGCUCCUUACAAUGAUAUUGAAGCUGUUGCGAAGCUCUUUGAGGCGCAUAAAGGCGAGAUCUCUGCGGUUAUACUCGAGCCUGUUGUUGGUAACUCUGGUUUCAUCACUCCUACGCCUGAGUUCAUCAAUGGUUUGCGUCAGCUGAGUAGAGAUAAUGGUGCACUUCUCAUCUUUGAUGAGGUUAUGACUGGCUUUCGUUUAGCUUAUGGUGGAGCUCAAGAGUACUUUGGAAUCACUCCUGACUUGACUACUCUUGGGAAAAUCAUCGGUGGCGGUCUUCCUGUGGGAGCUUAUGGUGGAAGAGGAGAUAUUAUGGAGAUGGUUGCACCUGCAGGACCAAUGUACCAAGCCGGGACACUAAGUGGUAACCCACUGGCAAUGACCGCAGGUAUUCAUACACUAAAGCGGCUGAAGCAGCCAGGAACAUACGAGUACUUAGACAAGAUCACCAAGGAACUAACCAACGGCAUCUUAGAAGCCGGGAAGAAAACCGGACAUGCAAUGUGCGGCGGUUACAUAAGCGGUAUGUUCGGUUUCUUUUUCACAGAAGGACCGGUCUACAACUUCGCAGAUGCCAAGAAGAGCGACACAGAGAAGUUUGGUAGGUUCUUCAGGGGAAUGUUGGAAGAAGGUGUUUACUUUGCACCGUCUCAGUUUGAAGCUGGGUUUACUAGCUUGGCUCACACUACAGAGGAUAUACAGUUCACUAUUGCGGCGGCUGAGAGGGUUCUUGGUAGGAUCUAGAAUGUUCUAAAACCCAAGCUGGAGUGUUGUUGAUGAGAACGUAUGUUGUGUAGUGAGUUUUUUUUUUUUUAAUAAUCUGUAGCUUGAGAUUUUUGUAUGAUGAAAACCAUCCAUUUUGUUAAUGUAAUGGUUUAAAAUUAAACCAAUUAUAGCCCUGUCGGACCUGUCUUGUUAUUUGUAUUUUUAAAUAUUUUUUUUAAAAAUUGCUAUUUUUGGAAAGUUUUCAAUUUUUU